AUGGGAGGAGGAGGGGACAUAUCCAGCUCGAAUUGGAUCAGAAAAGGCUCCGGACUGAGUGGCGUAUCCAGGCGUGACCAGACACCAACAAUUUCGGCGGUACUCAAGUCCGAGGACGAAAAAGGAGAUACCAAAGGCAACACGACGACGAAGCUUCCGAGUCGUCUUGGGCCUUUCCUUCUGAGAUCGAUGUCGAGUAGCAGCUCUGUCAACGAGGGAGGCGAGAAACGGGAGGACUCGGACCCAGUCCUUGCAGCCCUAGAUACCGCUGAGAAGAAGUCACUUCGGACUAUCCAGAAGGAAUUCUACGCAUCCCGCACUACAGAGUGGGUUCAGAACCUCACCACCGAGACCGACGUUGUUCCAGGGCAUGUGGCCCCUCUUGCUGAACACGAAAGUAAACAAAAAAACUCUGAACCUGAGGCUUCUUCCCACAAAGCUAUGGGUGUCCCGCACAACCCGAUCCAAGGCAACUUUAUUCCUCUUUCCAAGCCUAAACCCAAAUCCAAGUCUAGGUCGUCAAAGGAACGCUCGUCGACGGACGGACCCGAAGAGGAACCUCGCAGCGUUUAUUUGAAGCUGAGCUUGACGGACUCGCAGAUGGAGAAAUUGGCUGCCGUACUGUCCUCCGAGGACGGCGACGUCCCUGCACUUCCCCGAGGCAGGAUGAAGCUAACCGACCGCAAUUCCGGCGAUAAAGAUCGCGAGACCGACACGUACCUCACCCGAUCGCGAUCCCAAUCGCCCGCAAAGAUGCACCAGUCCGACUCCAGCCCAGCCCGCGCGCGCUCUCGCUCGCCCAUCAAAUCAAUCCUCACCAAGACCCCCGAGAGUCAACGCACCAUCCAAGGCCGCGGCCACCACCGGAACCAAUCCAGCGUCCAGAUCGGGAGUGUAUCGCCCAACAAGGCCCGCGAGACCCCUCACUCCCACCGGACCACCCCGCCUACCCAUAAAACCCCCACCCGCUCGGGAGGAGGAGGCAACAGCGACAACAGCCGCGGACAUGCCCCAGCUGCUCCCAAGCCAUCCCUGGCUCCCAUCGAUACCGAGAUCGCCCGCGCCCACGCCCGCCUGGCUGCACUGCGCAUCGGCAAGCAGCCUGCUAUUGCCGUGCACAAGCCGGUUGUCGAACGCGCUCCGUCUCCGGUGCGUCAGCCCGCUCCCGAGGCAUACCCGACUUUGGAUUACGACGAUACAUCGUCGUAUUACUCGCAGGAGUCGCCCGUCCUUGACGACGGCGGCGGCGGUGGAGGUGGUUUAGAACGCCAUCCCUCGCACAUCAGCCCAUUGCGCAUCCACAAAGACUGUAGAGACGAGCAUGAGCCGAGACAUCUGAGCAUUCUGCAGGAGUACACCGAGCGGAAACACUCGGCGCGUAGUCAGGAGGCGCUGCUCGAUGGAAAGUCCCAGGGACAGGGACAACAGCAGCAGAAGAAGGAGAAUGAGAUCGGCUACACCCCGCUUGCGCCCUUUUUACCGCGGGACAUGCCAACCGUGCGGAAGGCGUCCAAGACGCUGAUCGGCGAGGGCGGCUGGUUGGAGAACACGUCCAAGACUGACCCGAUGGGGGGUGCUGGUGGCGCUACCGGCGCGGGACUGAACAGCUCGCCGACGCGUGGUGGUGGGGGGUUUUUGGGGAACUUGGUCAAGAAGGCUAAGGAGAUGAUGGAAACUAACUCGGACCAACGCGCCCAGCGCAAAUCGCGCGAUUCCGACAAAGACACCUCCAAGGACAAAUCCUCCAAAGACGCCAAAUCCAAAGAUAAACGCCCCGCCUCGCGCCAACUUGCCAUCUCCCUCAGCCCGCGCGAGCAAAGCCUCCUGUACUGCGAGCUCGAAUUCGCCUUAGCGACUGCCCUCAACGAGUACCUGACCGCACAAUUCGCCGCCGGACGUGUCAGCGCCGACCGCCUGAAGAAAGUCGCUGAGGACUGGCAGCGUAAAGGUCGGCCCCGCGUGCUCGGGUUCCGGUAUGAUGUUGAGACGCAGCUGGAUAUGGUGAAAGCGCAUGUGCAUGAGUUUAUGUUUUGUGGUAGGCCUAACAACAAUGGCACGGCCUCGGCCCCGGCUAUUCUAGCGGUGCUUGACACGGCGCGGUCUACGGCCCGCGCGCUGCGUGUGAGGACCUUCUGCCAGCCGGAUACGGUUAUUGCCAAGCAAUUGAUAGACGCGCGUGGGUUGUUCCAUGUGUUGGGCUGCCCGGAGGAGCAGCAGAUCAAGAUGGCGGAGAUGAUUGCGUUUUUUCGGGCCGCGGUGGAGAGGAGGCGCAUGGUGAAGGCUGUUGAGCAGCAGCAGGCACAACAGGCCCAGCAGCAGGCACAGCAGGCCCAACAGCAGGCGAUGCAACAGGGAAUGCAUCCUGAUGGUAACCCGGUUCGUCACCAGCAGCACCAGCAGAAACGCUCUGGAGACGGUGGAUGGUGGGGACAUACCCAAUCCCACACUCUCAGCCACGCUACUCAUGGUCCUGCUCGUGGCCAUACUCAUAGCGACGGCUAUGUCCACGGCCAUGGUCACGGACACAACCAUAACACUGCCCCGACUGGUCAUGGUGGUGGCCACGGUGGCCACGGUCAUGGCCUCAAUGGACCGAGGGGGAACUCGGGUGGUGCAGGGGUGGGUAGGAUGGAUCCGGCUGCGUACGAGUCUGUUGAGGAGUGA
Molecule: messenger RNA, 2664 nt
Organism: Dichotomopilus funicola
Lineage: Eukaryota; Fungi; Ascomycota; Sordariomycetes; Sordariales; Chaetomiaceae
Exons: 9
Coding region: 1-2664 (887 amino acids)
Source: RefSeq, a predicted model, not a curated record